AUGGUAUGCUCCAAGUGUCAAAGAAAGCUCAAGAAAACCGAGCUUGCCACUCCGGCUAUCAAACGGAAGAAUGAUAUGUACUAUGGCUCUCCACACAACACCAUCGGAGGUGGCGACGCAAAGAACAGGUCAUCUGCAACACUAGGCAAUACUGGAAUUUCAAAGAAUAAGCUCCUCACCAGCAAGGCUAAAAACCCAUAUUCCGCAUAUUCUAGCGCCUGUGAGUCUUGCAAAGCCAAAACAGAGCAAGGAAGGAAAUUCUGUCAACGGUGUGCUUACCAGAGAAAUGCUUGCGCAAUGUGUGGCAAGAAUUUAACCGCCACGGGUAAAGAGUCAAAGGAGCAUCCCGUCGUACAGGGACAGAAAUUUAAUUGUAAAUGA
Molecule: messenger RNA, 381 nt
Organism: Paracoccidioides brasiliensis Pb18
Exons: 3
Coding region: 1-381 (126 amino acids)
Biological process (GO): cytoplasmic microtubule organization
Molecular function (GO): microtubule binding
Source: RefSeq, a predicted model, not a curated record